AUGGUGUUCCAACCGCAAGAGAUCCCGCCGGGGUCUCCACCCCUUAUCGAGGACGAAGAUGCUGUCAACGGCGUGUGGGUGCCCAUCUACAGCCAUGCCUGCACCUUUGGACCCGGUGUCUUCGCGGACAAGAUGAUGGACCUCAUCAAGAACCCGAAUCUAAACUCCAGCUGGCUCUUUCGCGCCGACAUUCUGUAUGACGAGAAGCAGCGGACUGAGGGUAGCACCAACACCAACACCAACACCAGCACCAGCAGCGGUGAUUGUGAUGGCGCCACGACAACUGCAGCAGCCAUAACCAAUAACAGCAAUGGCUCUGCUGAUGCUGAUGCCGUCGAUCCAGACUCUACCGGCCUAUCUCUGCAAUCUCCGGUGGUCAGCCCCAUUGCCGUCGCGAUCCGCGGCAUGCCCCUCGUCCGCACCCUCGUCCGCAGACUCAUUCCCAGAAACGAGCGCAGAGACAAGCCCCUGGAGCAGACCUGCGCCUUUUACACCACGGCAAAAGACCCGGCACAAGACGGUUUACAGGCAACAGUCCCCGCUGCUUCUUCUGCUGCUUCUUCUGCUGCUCCUGCUGCUCAGGCUACUCUCGUCAUAUAUAUGCCUCAUGCCCCCUCGGCCGACAGUCUCCCCUUUUAUCAUCCCAAGGUUCGCGGCAUUGCCCAUCUCCACCAGUGGGAUGGUCAAGGCCAGGGCACUAUAUCCGUUCACUUCCUCCCCUAUCCAGAGCACCCCCUCACCGAUUCAAAGCUACGGCGAACAGCGUAUCAUCUUCUCGAGGUUCUCGACAAACACGGUCAUGGAGCGGUCAAGGGCUAUGUGAAACGAGUUAAUCAUGACUUGGUCAUUCCCCAAGACAGGUUCCAGAACCGGUACGCACUGCUCAAGAGCAAGUAUGCUCGCCAGAUGGUUGACUCGUGGGCCGAAAAGACGGAUCCUUCCAAGCACGUCUUUGAGGACUUGGGCAUAGCCGCCUUCCUCAUCGAGCUAUGGAACGACAUGUAUCCCAAAGACACGACUACUUUUCCUGGCUUUGUUGAUAUCGGCUGUGGAAACGGCUUGCUGGUGGCUCUGCUGACACGAGAGGGCUACUCUGGCUGGGGAUUUGACGCAAGAGAACGCAAGUCCUGGGCCCAGUAUCGAACGCGGGGGCAUGCCUCACCCUCUGGUUUCUCUCUGGAAGAGCGGCUGCUACUCCCUUCCAUUGUGGUGGCAACGCCAGCAGCAACAAGCGGUCAAGCUCAAGCGAGCCAUCAGGCUGAGGCUGAACCCGAAACCCACCUACUGCUGCGCGACGGCGUCAUACACGACGGCGCUUUCCCUCCAGGCACCUUUAUCAUCUCCAACCAUGCCGACGAGCUGACCCCCUGGACGCCGAUACUGGCCGCUUCAUCGAGGUGUCCCUUUAUCAUGAUUCCCUGCUGCAGCCACAACUUGACUGGCGAAAAGUUUCGCGCACCCCCUCCUAGGGACAAGGCCAAGGCCAAGUCAACCUACGCUUCACUAGUCGAUUGGGUGUCCAGGAUUGCGGAGGACUGCGGCUGGAAGGUCGAGACUGAGAUGCUACGUAUUCCCAGCACGAGAAAUACUUGUUUGUUGGGGAGAACACGAACAAGAGGCGACAGUGGGCAGGAGACGCAGGUAGACGUGGCGGCACUUGUUGAAAAAUACGGCGGCACAGGAGGUUACUAUGAGAAUGUUGCGAAGCUCGUCAAGUCAGGCCCAAGAGGUCAUUGA
Molecule: messenger RNA, 1737 nt
Organism: Trichoderma gamsii
Lineage: Eukaryota; Fungi; Ascomycota; Sordariomycetes; Hypocreales; Hypocreaceae
Exons: 1
Coding region: 1-1737 (578 amino acids)
Biological process (GO): tRNA methylation
Molecular function (GO): tRNA (uridine) methyltransferase activity
Source: RefSeq, a predicted model, not a curated record